AUCUGAGCCACCCAGGCACCCCGAAUCCUAUUCUAAGGACUUGGACACUCAGGCAUCCCCCAUGGUGUUGGGUCCUGAACAGAAGAUGCCAGAUGAUGAUGUUUCUGGAGACCAUGGGGACUCUCCCAGUCUUGGUACCCUCAACCCUGCCUAUAGUACCUCAUCUCUACCCCAGUCCACUGAGCACUCACAGGAGCCCUUUACCACCUACUUUGAUGAGAAGAUCACCAUUCCUGAGGAGGAGUAUUCUUGUUUUAGCUUUCGUAAACUCUGGGCUUUCACGGGACCCGGUUUUCUUAUGAGCAUUGCCUACUUGGAUCCAGGAAACAUCGAAUCUGAUUUGCAGUCUGGAGCAGUGGCUGGAUUUAAGUUGCUCUGGGUUCUUCUGUUGGCCACCGUCGUGGGGCUUCUGCUCCAGCGCCUUGCAGCCAGACUGGGAGUGGUCACGGGGUUGCAUCUUGCUGAAGUGUGUCACCGUCAAUAUCCCAAGGUCCCACGAAUUAUCCUAUGGCUGAUGGUGGAGUUGGCUAUCAUUGGCUCAGAUAUGCAAGAAGUUAUUGGCUCAGCCAUUGCCAUCAAUCUCCUGUCUGUAGGAAGGGUUCCUCUAUGGGGUGGAGUUCUCAUCACCAUUGCAGAUACCUUCGUAUUUCUCUUUUUGGACAAAUAUGGCUUACGGAAGCUAGAAGCAUUUUUUGGCUUUCUCAUCACCAUUAUGGCCCUCACAUUUGGAUAUGAGUAUGUUACAGUGAAACCCAGCCAGAGCCAGGUACUCAAGGGCAUGUUCCUGCCAUCCUGUUCAGGCUGUCACACCCCACAGGUUGAGCAGGCUGUGGGCAUCGUGGGAGCGGUCAUCAUGCCACACAAUAUGUACUUGCAUUCUGCCUUAGUCAAGUCCAGACAGGUAAACCGAGCCAAUAAGCAGGAAGUUCGAGAAGCUAAUAAGUACUUUUUCAUUGAAUCCUGCAUUGCACUCUUUGUUUCCUUCAUCAUCAACGUCUUUGUCGUCUCAGUCUUUGCCGAAGCAUUUUUUGAAAAAACCAACGACCAGGUGAUUGCAGUCUGUAGAAAUAACAGUAGUCCCCACACUCACCUUUUUCCUGACGAUAACUCGACACUGACUGUGGACAUCUACAAAGGGGGUGUUGUACUGGGAUGUUACUUUGGGCCGGCUGCACUCUACAUCUGGGCAGUGGGGAUCCUGGCUGCAGGACAGAGCUCCACCAUGACAGGAACUUAUUCUGGCCAGUUUGUCAUGGAGGGAUUCCUGAACCUAAAAUGGUCACGCUUUGCCCGAGUGAUUUUCACCCGCUCUAUUGCCAUCAUCCCUACUCUGCUUGUUGCUAUCUUCCAGGAUGUAGAGCAUCUAACAGGGAUGAAUGACUUCCUGAAUGUUCUGCAGAGCUUACAGCUUCCCUUUGCUCUGAUACCCAUCCUCACGUUUACAAGCUUGCGGCCAGUUAUGAAUGACUUUGCCAAUGGAAUAGGCUGGAGGAUUGCAGGCGGGAUAUUGGUCCUUAUCGUCUGUUCCAUCAACAUGUACUUUGUCCUGGUUUAUGUCCAGGAACUCGGGCAUGUGGCAUUGUAUGUGGUAGCUGCUGUGGUCAGUGUGGCUUAUCUGAGCUUUGUGUUUUACCUGGGCUGGCAAUGUUUGAUUGCAUUGGGCAUGUCCUUCCUGGACUGUGGGCACACGUACCGUCUGGGAUUGACAGCUCAGCCUGAACUCUACCUUCUGAACACUGUGGAUACUGACUCACUUGUGUCUAGAUGACUGACAGCCUGAGAAACUGUAUAAGAACCACUUUGUCUUAAUCCUUUUGUGCCAGGUGUCCUGUUAACAUAUCUCUGUUAGUUCAGAGGUGAGUUUUGUUCAGAUUUUGAACAAAAGGCAAAGAUUUCCUCGUGGGAAGGGUGUUAAAAGCUGACAGCUGUAAUUGUAGGACAGAGACCCACCCACCUCAACAGUCCUACAAUAGCCAGAGUUAAAUGAUUGGCCUAUCAUGGCUACACACCCCUAUGGGCUUGUGUCUUGACUUCUGGCAUUUAUAAAAUAUAUAUGUGUAUAUAUUUAUGUAAACCUGAACAUAUCCAUUUGGGUAGAGUUUUAAGGUUAUAUAAAAUUGAUAGGUCUUAUUUUUUUUAAAGAUAGUAUUCAGAUAAAUCAGGUAUUUGUUUUAUCUGGGUCACAAGUGAGAAAGGAGAGGGAGUAAUGCUCUUUUUCAGAAUGAUCUGGUCAAAUUAACUUACCUUUUUUAAAGUGAUACUUGACUAUGGCCAGUUAAAUUCCAUCGGUCGGUUUUAAUUGACGAGACCUUUAUCAACUACUUCAUAUCAGCACAUCAUUUCUAAGGAAAACAUUUCUUCUUUUCAAGCAGUCAUAUUUGGUCCUGGCCAUUGGUGUGCUUUGUAAUUAUAAUUCUCUCUAUUGCUUUUCUUGAAAUCUUGUCAGAGGUAUGAUGGUAUUUUCCAAAGAGCCUAAUAUCUUGUAAUAAGUUCAGAAACAAUGCUCUAACCAAUGAUCAGUCUUCCAUGUGACAUUGUAACUCAGCCCAUUCUAGCAUUCAGGUUUUAGGUAUAAAAAGAAGAAACUUCUAACACUUAAUUUUGUAAAGACCUAAUAGAAGAUGAUGGAGGUAUUUGUUUUCUUUCUAAUGUUUGUAGAGUUCUACCAAGUCUUUUCUUCCCAUUUUUCCCAUUAAAACUCCAAACACUAUUUCUAGGUCCAAAAUCUAUUUCCAGGAAUGGCUAAUAUUUCUAAUGUUGAAUUUCCCUGAAUGCUAAGCAUUUUACUUUAAGGUAUUUAUACCAAGUAAUAUGAGAUUAGAACUAGACUAGGACUUAGACGACUAGUUCUCAUGUCAUAAACUGCCUGCCUGCAUGUGGAUUAUAGACGCUUUUUGACCCCUUUUCUUAACUGGGACUUUUUUCUGUAAGAUUUUUAUAAUAAAAAUGUUAAUACUUAAAAAUGGAAA
This is a messenger RNA of Leptonychotes weddellii (Weddell seal), 2969 nucleotides long. It is a transcript of the gene SLC11A2, whose product is annotated as solute carrier family 11 member 2. Lineage: Eukaryota; Metazoa; Chordata; Mammalia; Carnivora; Phocidae. Gene Ontology annotation, biological process: iron ion transmembrane transport; manganese ion transport. Gene Ontology annotation, cellular component: plasma membrane; lysosomal membrane; endosome membrane. Gene Ontology annotation, molecular function: cadmium ion binding; cadmium ion transmembrane transporter activity; nickel cation transmembrane transporter activity. The record is from RefSeq and is a predicted model, not a curated record.